UAAUUUACAUUGGUGAAGGUUUAGUUUAGCUUGAAAAAUGCGCUUUUCUAGAAAACAAACAUUUUACUGGUUUGUCCAUUUCUAUUUGGUAAACACAAAGAGUCAUAAGAAAAGACGAAUUACCUUUAAAUUGAGUAAUCAACUCGAAUCAGUCAAUAUGUUCUCAAUAAUCGGGUUUAUAUUCAUUGUUUUGGUUCAUGUUGUUGUUAAUGAAGCUCAAGAAAGUCCAAAAGUGAAUCCAUUCUCUCCAUUGAUCAAGCCAGUAAUCGGAGGUAGAACGUCAUUUGCUUGUCAAAGUCUUACUGGAUCACCUCCAUUUACAAUCAAUUGGUUUAAAGAUGGACAAUCAAUUCGAGAAUCAAAUACAAUUCGUAUAAGAACUGAUGAAGAAUCAUCGAUGUUGAGUAUCUCAGCUAUUUCAUCAAGUCAUUCAGGGAAUUAUUCAUGUAAAAUCUCAAAUAGAUUUGGUUCAGAUUCUUUCACCUCCGAACUUACUGUUGAAGGUCCACCACAAUGGAUAGAGAAACCAGAAAAUGUGAUCAAAUCAAUUCUAGGAGAGAAAAUUUCUGUCAAAUGUUCAGCUAAUGGUUAUCCAAAACCUAAUAUCCAAUGGAAAAUGAAAAAAGAUAACAAUUGGAUUUAUAUUGAUGAUAAAUCAUUCGGAAUUCAAACUCUCCCCAAUGAGCUGAUUUUCCAUUCAGCAAAACGUUCCCACGCUGGAAUCUACGGUUGUUCAGCUAAGAACGAUAUCAAACCCGAUCUUUGGAUUGAGUUCGAAAUCAUCAUUGAUGUUAUGGACAAGAAGUCCCAAAGGUGAACCUUUUUGCUCCACAAAUCAAACCAGAGAUUGGGAGUAAGACCUCAUUCACUUGUCAAGCAAUGGCUGGUUCAUUGCCUGUUCAUAUCUCUUGGUUCAAAGAUGGUCAAGAAAUUAAUCAAAUGGAA
Messenger RNA from Panonychus citri (citrus red mite), 945 nucleotides. Its product is annotated as cell adhesion molecule DSCAML1-like. The transcript has 6 exons. Gene Ontology annotation, cellular component: plasma membrane. Lineage: Eukaryota; Metazoa; Arthropoda; Arachnida; Trombidiformes; Tetranychidae. Gene Ontology annotation, molecular function: protein binding. The record is from RefSeq and is a predicted model, not a curated record. Gene Ontology annotation, biological process: axon guidance; cell adhesion. The coding region runs from base 38 to 817 and encodes 259 amino acids.